This is a messenger RNA of Clunio marinus, 267 nucleotides long. NCBI's taxonomy places the organism in Eukaryota, Metazoa, Arthropoda, Insecta, Diptera, Chironomidae. The record is from the annotation of a GenBank genome assembly.
AUGUGUACGACUUUGAAUGCUAAAAGUUGUCUCUACAUUCAAAUACAAGUCAAAGAAAUGAGAAUUACUACAGUUUGGAGUUAUAGUGUUUGGCUUUCAUCUAUUUUCAGCAAACCCUUUCAUGUUAUUACAACAUUGAAAGUUUAUUUUGACCUUUCCAAAACGAUGCCUGAAGUGCCAAGUAGAAGCAAAUCCAAUGAAUCAAACAUUUUCCUCUUUUCAUCAGAAAUCAAUAUUCAAUUCUAUCAUCAUCAUGCAAAUAUGUAA